Sclerotinia borealis F-4128 is the source of this 972-nucleotide messenger RNA. The record is from the annotation of a GenBank genome assembly. NCBI's taxonomy places the organism in Eukaryota, Fungi, Ascomycota, Leotiomycetes, Helotiales, Sclerotiniaceae.
AUGGACGACGGACUCUUCGCCUUCGAGCAUGACGACCACGACGACGACGACGCCUAUGAAACUUCCGACGAUGAUAACUAUUAUAGUGACGAAACCGAGAGUCAAGCAUGGCAGAAACGCAACAGGAAACAGAUGAUAAUUUCCGACGAACAAGUUUUUGAGAAUCUUCCGGCUGAUCAAUUUUUGAGCAAAAUCGACAUCUCCAGCGGCCCCACCGUCAAGAUCUUCGUUCGAUCACUCGGAAGUUCCAAGCUGCAAGCACUUACCUUACCCAAAGACCUGCUAUGUAGCCACUCUCCAUUCUUCGAUCACGCUUUCAAUUGUCAAACCCAAUCCCACGAUGCUGUUUCUCAAGAAAUGAGUCUACCCGAAAUUUCUCUCAUUACCUUCCAACUCAUCGUUCAAUUUCUCUGCACCAAUACAUUCGUCUUUCCUACCACCAUCACUUCUCCUCACGAAAAACUCACCCUUUACCUUCUCUUCUUCCAAAGCUGCGCUCGCUUCACCAUAAGCCUCACACUCACAUCCCCCCAUCAUCAUCAUCCCCAUCCCCACCAUCCCCACCAUCAUCCCCCCACCCCCCAAAUCCACAACCCCAUCCUCACCCAUUUCAAACAGCACCUCCAACACUCCUCCACCCACGGCAUCUUCCCCCACCAAUCCCACAUGCAACUCGCGAUAACCCUCCCCACCAUCCACGAAGCACGACGUCUCGCAAUCGCCGCAUGCGUCAAACCCUAUGCAUAUUCGCUCACGAAAUCCAGCACGUGUUAUGGGCGCGCACUCUUUCAUCUGGAGGGGUAUGUGCAGGAAUCAACGGAGUUUGCGGCUGAGCUGAUGAGGGCGUAUACGAAAGCUGUGAGGGGCGCGUUGGGUAACCAUACAUUUGUGGAUCCGCUUAUGAUGAGGGUGGUGGAGGUUAGGACGGGAGGGGAUGAGAGGGGAGGGAGGGGAGUAGCAUGGAGUGCGUGA